Molecule: messenger RNA, 4262 nt
Organism: Megalopta genalis
Lineage: Eukaryota; Metazoa; Arthropoda; Insecta; Hymenoptera; Halictidae
Gene: GlcAT-P
Product: Glucuronyltransferase P
Biological process (GO): chondroitin sulfate proteoglycan biosynthetic process; carbohydrate metabolic process
Cellular component (GO): Golgi membrane
Molecular function (GO): galactosylgalactosylxylosylprotein 3-beta-glucuronosyltransferase activity
Source: RefSeq, a predicted model, not a curated record
AGUACGCUAGUUCAUUGUCGGCCGACGGAGGAGACUCGCCGUCAUGUCUAUUUGUCGACGAACGUAACCAUUAGAGACGGUGGGUUAGGAUCUCUGCAUAUUUCUUUUUCUUUUCAUUCUUCGGUACCAACGACGACAGGACAACGCGAACGACGCGACCGGGGAAAAAGUCGACGAACCGCGACGGAUCGUUACCGUGUAGCACCCGCGGAAUAACUUUCAGAAAAAAAUGUGCGAACGUCGUCGUGCGGCAAUUAUCUCGAGCAGCGCCAGGCUGAUUGCUAAAAAUACGUUCGCCGAACGAUCGAAGUGCUGCGGAACAAGAGUCUCCGGAGCCGAAGCCCAGUGAUGUCCAAGUGAAACGAAACCACGGCCGGGUUCCCCGUGAUAACGCGCGGAUACCAUGAGAAUUCGUGUAGAAUCGGCGGCCGCGCGUCAUGGGGGAUCCGUGAUCUCUCGUUUGUUCGAGCUGCGAUUCGCAAAGACAUUUCGCUGGAAGAAUCGUCCGUGAACCUUUCCAAAAAAAAAAAAAAUUAAAAAUCGUCGUUCCUCUCCGUGACAGAACCAUAAACACGCGACGUGAUCUCUCGAGUAUGCGUAAACCGUAUGCUCCGUCGAACGUGUAGAACUGCAGCAGUACAUUUUUCGACGAAACAGCAGCAUUUGAUCAUCCGUCACGAAAGCUCGGGGGCGUAUCGAAUUUCGCUCUGCAUUCCCGUCAGUUAAAAAGACAGGAAAUGACAAGGAUACUACCUUGACAGAAACGUAACAGCUUUUCCCAUGGUGUACCGCAGUAACCACGCUUGCGAUUCAAUCGGGCCCAAGAGCUGCGCAACCCGACUAAGAACGAGAGACAACUGCUCGUAAGCGAAGCAUGAACACCGAUUGUCAGGUGCUGGUAUAAUGAAGCCAUCCAUGAAAAUGGGAGUGAUAGUGCUAAUAGGCGUAUUCGUGGUGUUCUACCAGUACCAUCUUUCGACGGGUGUGCGAUUCGAUCAGAUGACCGACUUCAACACCGGGGGCUCGGCCGAGGAGAGCCCGGUCUUCUCUCAAGAAGACGUGGAAAGCUACGUCAGGACGUCCAAGUGGAAAGAAGAUAUGAUCCGGAGCGCGGUGCACAGGGUCCAGGAGGCGAACGGAUUGAGUCCGGACAUCGCGACGUCGUUGAUCCAAGAGCUGCUCAAUCAUUUCAAUAAAUACUCGGCCUUGGUACACGACGUGGCAGGGAACAACUCGAAAACGGCGCAGACGCAGUUGUCGCCUCAGAUAUCGUCGCAGCUGUCGCCGGCAACGCCGAGGGUACAGGUGUCGUCGGAUUCCCAUCCGCAGCAAGAUUUCUCGCAGGAAACGCUGGAACCAUUGUACAUAAUAACGCCAACAUAUCGAAGACCGGAACAGAUCCCGGAGCUGACCAGAAUGUCUCACACGCUGAUGCUGCUCGAGAACAUCCACUGGCUCGUGAUCGAGGACGCCAACGUCGCCACGAGCCAAGUCACACGGCUGUUGGAACGUACAGGGUUGAAAUUCGAUCAUUUAACCGCUCCGAUGCCCGAGAAAUACAAGCAGAAGAAGGGCGCGAAACCGCGAGGUGUGUCGAACCGAAACCGUGGCUUACAAUGGAUCAGAGCGAACGCGACCAAUGGUGUAUUUUACUUCGCCGACGACGACAAUACCUACGACAUAGCCCUCUUCGACGAGAUCCGUCGCACAAAGAGGAUAUCGAUGUUCCCCGUGGGUCUGUGCACAAAGUUCGGUUUGAGCUCGCCGAUCAUUAAGAACGGGAAAUUCGUUGGUUUCUACGACGGCUGGAUAGCCGGCCGGAAAUUCCCCGUGGACAUGGCAGGGUUCGCGGUGAACGUGAAAUUUCUUCUCCAGAGGCCGAAUGCAACGAUGCCGUUCAAAGCCGGCUACGAGGAGGAUGGAUUUCUGAAGAGCCUUGCCCCGUUCGAGCCGAAGGACAUCGAAUUCCUGGCCGACAAUUGCACGAAGGUUCUCGCGUGGCACACGCAGACCAAAAAGAACGAGGCCAGCGCGCCCCUCGACAUGAAGCUUUACAAGGACACGAAUCUUGUCAGAUUGAAGGAGCAGAUAGUCUGAUGCCUCGUCUGAUAACGUACCGAUCUCGAAUUAUUGGAGACCGUGUGUCCGAAAACGCGACGGGAAUCAUUCGCGGACCGCGAUGAACAACGUGAUUCAGUGCCUGAAGUAGUGUAACCGUACCGAUCGGCAUAGCAACUAUAUCAUUAUUCGUUUUCGUUAGUUUGGUCAAGCUACGAAUUCCCGAGACACGCCGAAUAGUACAGAUCGUCGUCCGUCUAUGCUUGAUCUACCAACUAUGAUAACAACUAGGACACACAGACGGAGUGCAGGUACCUCGUUAUCUAUUGAAUCUAUGUCCCUGUAUAACGUGUGCUCUUGGUUAUUAGCUGCAUCGACCUUUGAGUUUUAAGCUAUUCAAUGCGCGAUACAUACUAGCCUGUAGAACCGUAGGCCAAUGACCGGAUUAGUUGUUAAUUUGAGAGAAAAGAAAAAGAUAGGAAGAGUGGUACUGAUCGGUAGAAGACUUUGCGUUUAGCAUCGUUUCAGAUUUGCUUUACGUUCAUAUACAUAUACGUAAUUUUCAAAUACGCCUAAGAAUGUCGGUUCGAUGCGUGACCAAUGCACAUAAAAAAUGUAAAGUAAUCGGGAAACGAAUAGGUGAAGCGUAGCUGUUCUUUUCUAUACGGAACGAUUAAAUAUUUAUAGGAGAUCCAGGAAUAAAUGGCCGACUUAAGCUGGCUCGUUUCACUCGAGAACGAUGGAUCUUGGCGUCAAGAGAUAUGACUCCUAUUUAUGGAACAGCCUGUACGCGAUACGGAUAAAGGCACUUAGUUUUUUGCAGUGUCCGAUGCUUCCAUCUUUUACACAGAGUAUAACAUUUAUUUAAACGUAGAGUACCUCCGAAUGAUUUUCAUUGUUACUGGAAGGAUCUUUCCAAAGGAUCAAAACCAAAUAAUUCAACGAAUAUCGUUAACAAGUCCAAUGUUUAGGGUUCUGGAAUUAAUUUAGCAUUUAAUAGAAUCUUUUGAUUGUGCGAAAUAGCCAAAUAAUGUAUGCCAGUUUUUAAAGGUUUCUGAAGUAUCGUAAGAGCAAGGAAACACGACGACUACCGUGUCGUGUAUCGGUCGGAAAUAUUCAUAUCGAAUACAGUCGCUAACUAGGUAAAUAAAGAAAUAUGAUUUAAUGAAAGAAGUAACGCUUAACAGUGUAGCUUAAAAACAAUUGCAACAACGCGGCAUUAAGAAUUUCAAUUAUUGAUAUCGAUUGAGUUGUUGAGAAAGAGUUUUAGGUACGUUUAAAACCGUUGCACCUUAUAGAUAAUCUUAGAAACGCCUUGAGUGAAAAAAAGAAGAAAAACACGGAAAAUGUAUUUGAAUCCAAAGUCAAAAUAGCCGUUGACAGGGUUGCAACGAAUUUCUUGAAUCAGCACCUUACAUAGGCAACAACAAUUAUCAAAGUGACACAAGUGAUAUAUAGAAAAGUUUUGAAAUUCCGUAGAUUUUAGAUCUCUUGUUGCUCGAGUAGAGAAACCGCUAUCUUCUACUCAAUCAAUGUCGGUCGUGCAAUAAUCUUGAUUUUUGUUUAACGUUCAACGACUGAAUUGAAUAGUAUUGUUGAACCAUUUAGGUAUGAUAAUCGAGUAGCUCAACGUAAUUAUUCUAGCCCCGAUUCGACGUAGCACUUAAUUUCGAAGGAAAUCCGUUUUGGGGCAACAAAGUACGUUGAAACAAGCCGAUUGUGUUUGUCGCAGUUUAAGAAGGGAUCUAGUCGAAUGGAUUCGUUGAUGAAAGCAAUAACUUGUUGUCAGAUUAGGGUGGUUCCGCGCGAAUCUUGUGAUCUGUAUGAAUGAACGUCAGCGUCGUUAAAAAAUCGUCAAAGCGAUCGAAGCAAUGUUAUUUUUAGUCUUGGCUGUACCAAAUAAAAUCAAUUUGCCCGCCUUUCAUUUUUGCGAUAUUAGCGCGACGUUUUGGUGUUGUGCGCAUGCGCGUACACGAUACCUCUGCUCGCAGUAUCGCACGCGCCCGUAAUCAGUCAGUCAGUCAGUCGUCGCGCGUCAGUCUCGCGUGUACGAAAAGGAUGGUUUUAACCUGUUAAACGGAUGAAUGUUUGAUCAAAAAAAAAAAGAAAAAAAAAUCUGUGGACAACGCGAUAAUCACGUGUUUACAGAAUACUUUAACCUAAUAUAGAUAUUAGAAAAUAAGUAAGAGUAAGAGUUUAGGUAA